CGGUAGCAUCAUUGCGCCAUUAGAAUCUCAAGUGUCAACAGCCGAUCUUCUAAGUUAUAAUUUAUUUAAACUAAAAAUCUACCUUAUCCCUAAACAACAACAGAUAAACAACAACAAAUUCGUACAGGAUGAAAUUCGCGUUAACUCUGUGCUUUGCCGCUUGCUUCAUUGCCUCACUGCAGGUCGCGGCUGUGGAUCCACUGGAGCUCCCACCAGGCUACUACUAUAUGGAAUGCGACAAGCCCCAAGAAAUCGGUAGUUGCACUGGUCAGCUCCGUCGUUAUGCCUAUAAUGCAGAGAGUCAUCGUUGUGAGGAGUUCGCUUAUGGCGGUUGCGGUGGUAAUAAAAACAAUUUCGAUAGCUUAGGAGCAUGCGAGUUUACAUGCAUAAAGUUUGUUUAAAGGCACUGCGAACUCAACAUUCAAACAAAAAUAUUGAAAUAUGUAUAUAAUAUUAUAUUCUAGUAAUUCGAGAAAAUCGGUUUCAUCUUGUUAUGAGCUGAGCUUCUGAUACUU
Molecule: messenger RNA, 515 nt
Organism: Zeugodacus cucurbitae (melon fly)
Lineage: Eukaryota; Metazoa; Arthropoda; Insecta; Diptera; Tephritidae
Product: kappaPI-actitoxin-Avd3d-like
Exons: 2
Coding region: 129-401 (90 amino acids)
Molecular function (GO): serine-type endopeptidase inhibitor activity
Source: RefSeq, a predicted model, not a curated record